Molecule: messenger RNA, 2484 nt
Organism: Triticum turgidum subsp. durum (durum wheat)
Lineage: Eukaryota; Viridiplantae; Streptophyta; Magnoliopsida; Poales; Poaceae
Source: the annotation of a GenBank genome assembly
AUGGCCGGCGCGGCGCCUCAUGUCAUGGUGCUGCCGUUCCCGGCGCAGGGCCACGUCACCCCGCUCAUGGAGCUGUCGCACCGCCUCGUCGACCACGGCUUCCAGGCGCUGGACGGGAUCCGCCUGGUCUCCAUACCGGACGGCCUGGCCGACGGCGACGACCGGAGGGACCUGUGCAAGUUUCUCGACGGGAUCUCGCGGUGCUUACCAGGCUAUGUCGAGCAGCUCAUCAGGGAGACGAAGGUGAGGUGGCUCCUCGGCGACGCCAACAUGGGGCUGUGCUUCGAGGUUGCCAAGAAGCUCGGCGUCCGCGUCGCCUGCAUCUUCCCGGCGUCCGCGGCGGGCCUUGGCACGUUGCUCCGGCUUCCCCAGCUGAUAGAGGACGGCUUCUUCGAUGACAAGGGCUUCCCGAAACGUCGAGGUGCAUUCGAGAUCGCCCCCAACAUGCCGCCGAUGUACACGUCGCACAUGCCGUGGAGCAUCGACGGCGCCGCCGAGGGGCAGGAGGUAUCCUUCCGGCUGGUGUCCAGGAACACCCAGGCGACCAGGCUCGCCGAGAUCAUCGUGUGCAACUCGUUCCUCGACGCCGAGACCGCGGCGUUCGAGCUGUUCCCCAGCAUAGUGCCCAUCGGCCCGCUGUUCGCCGACCAGGGGUUCCGGAAGCCCGUCGGGCAGUUCUUGCCGGAGGACACGGGGUGCCUGAAGUGGCUUGACGCCCACACCGACAAAUCCGUCGUGUACGUGGCCUUCGGCAGCUUCACCAUCUUUGACCCGCGGCAGUUCCGUGAGCUCGCCGAGGGGCUGGAGCUCACCGGCCGGCCGUUCUUGUGGGUCGUGCGCCCGGACUUCACGACCAACGGCCUGAGCAAGGAGUGGUUCGACGAGUUUACGAACCGCGUCGCCGUCAACGGCAGAGGCAUGAUCGUUAGUUGGUGUCCCCAGCAGCAGGUCCUCGCACACCGCGCGGUGGCGUGCUUCGUGUCGCACUGCGGUUGGAACUCGACGAUGGAGGGGGUCAGAAAUGGCGUGCCCAUCCUGUGCUGGCCGUACUUCGUUGACCAGUUCGCGAACCGGAGCUACAUCUGCGAUAUCUGGAGGACCGGACUGGCCGUGACGCCCGGUGAAGAUGGCGUCGGGACAAAGGAGGAGGUGGCCGUCAAAUUGGGAUUGGGCCAUGUCAUGCCCCUCAUGGAGCUCUCCCACCGGCUCGUCGGCCACGGCCUCGAGGUGGACUUCGUGAACACGCACUACAACCACGACCGCGCCCUCAAGGCCAUGGCCGCCGAGAGAGGAGCCGUUGACCCGGACGGCAUCCACAUGGUCUCGCUCCCGGACGGCAUGGGCCCUGAUGGCGACCGCACUGACAUCGCCUUGCUGGGCAGCGGCUUGCCGGCGGCCAUGCUCGGCCCCCUCGAGGAGAUGAUCAGGUCCAAGAAGAUCAAGUGGCUGAUCGCCGAUGCGUCCAUGUGCUGGGCGAUGGAGCUGGCCGCCACAGCGGGCGUCCGCGUCGCCCUGUUCUCGACUUUCUCGGCCGCCGUGUUCGCGCUCCGGCUGCACGUGCCCAAGCUGAUCGACGAUGGCGUCCUCGACGAGUCUGGGAACGUGAAGAGGAACGAGACGAUCCAGCUGAGCCCCAAGAUGCCGCCGAUCGAGGCUGCCGAGCUACCAUGGGUCCGUGUGAGCAGCUUGCCGGAGAGACGCAGGUUGAUGAUUCAGAUCUUGCUCAAGACCAACCCCGUGAUACCGCUGGCCGCCAUCGUCAUCUGCAACACCUUCGAGGGGAUCGAGUCGGAGGCGCUGGAUCUCGUCCCCAACGCGCUGCCCGUCGGCCCCCUGGAAGCGCCGGCGGCGUCGAGGUCUGCUGGCCAACUCUGGCCGGAGGACCCGGUGUGCCUCCCCUGGCUCGACGCGCAGGCCCGCGGCUCCGUCAUCUACGUGGCGUUCGGGAGCUUCACCGUCUUCGACGCGGCGCAGAUCCAGGAGCUCGCCGACGGGCUGGACCUCACGGGCCGGCCUUUCCUUUGGGCGGUGCGACCGAACAUCACCGCCGGAAUCGGAGAAGACUGGUUCGACGAGUUCAGGCGCCGCGUAGAGGGCAAGGGGCUGGUCGUGGGCUGGGCACCGCAGCAGCGCGUGCUCUCGCACCCCGCCGUCGCCUGCUUCGUGUCGCACUGCGGGUGGAACUCCACCAUGGAAGGCAUGCUGCACGGCGUGUCGUUCCUCUGCUGGCCCUACUUCGCCGACCAGUUCGCCAACCAGAGCUACAUCUGCAACGUGUGGGGCACCGGCGUCAAGGUCCACGCCGACGAGAGAGGGGUCGUCACCAAGGACGAGAUCAAGAACAAGGUCAAGCUGCUGCUGGGUGACGAUGGGAUAAAGGCAAGGGCGACUACGUGGAAGGACGCAGCGUCUACGAGCAUCGCAGAGGGAGGCUCGUCAGAUGAGAACCUGCUCAAGCUUGUGAAAUUGCUAACACAACAAUAG